AUGGCGGACACUGUCUUGAAGCAUCGAGCUGAGUUUGCCUUUGCUCAGCUUGAGAACGAGAGAUCUCUGACAUCUCUUCGUGAAGAGCUAAGGGUAGCUCGUGAAAUUGCUGAUCGGUCUCGGGAUGAGAUAGCUGCUCUUCAGACCCUUGUUGAUGCCCACCAUCGGGAGCACAAGGCUCUCUGCGAGAUGCUUGAGCGCAAGGGCGUUCUUCAUCGGAAGAAGCAGCGUACUGAUGGUACGGCUUAA
Peronospora matthiolae is the source of this 249-nucleotide messenger RNA. The record is from the annotation of a GenBank genome assembly. Lineage: Eukaryota; Oomycota; Peronosporomycetes; Peronosporales; Peronosporaceae.